Messenger RNA from Dacryopinax primogenitus, 1400 nucleotides. RefSeq lists its product as uncharacterized. Gene Ontology annotation, molecular function: aspartic endopeptidase activity, intramembrane cleaving. The transcript has 6 exons. Lineage: Eukaryota; Fungi; Basidiomycota; Dacrymycetes; Dacrymycetales; Dacrymycetaceae. Gene Ontology annotation, cellular component: membrane; cytoplasmic side of endoplasmic reticulum membrane; lumenal side of endoplasmic reticulum membrane. Gene Ontology annotation, biological process: membrane protein proteolysis. Bases 220 to 1344 code for a protein of 374 amino acids. The record is from RefSeq and is a predicted model, not a curated record.
UUCAAUCCAGUCGAGUCAUCAAUAUCCGGUUCUCGGGCUGCACCUGUCUGGAACUGCCCACAUCGCGAAACACGUGUCCCGCGCAUCGCUUUGGCGCGCACUCGGGAAUACGUCGUUCUGGGGGGCAUAUAUAUACUGCAUCACGUCUCUGUCGUCUCUUUACACCUCAUCUGCUUGCUUUCAACUGCGUGACGUUGACUAGCUGUCGAAAUCGUCGUGAUGGAUACUGGUCACCUUCGCGCCUAUGGAAGCAUCAUCGCGUCUGCCGUCGUGUGCAUCGUCUGUGGAAGCUUCUCCUCACUCCGCACUCCCAAAGCAGCUAAAGAACGAGCGGCUAAAAGCUCCCCCGAACGUGUGGCUCAGAUAGAAGAGGAAGAAGAAGAAGUCGCAGCUCUCACGUCGGCCGACGCGUGGCUUUUCCCCAUUCUUGGCAGCAUCUCUCUUGUUACUCUGUUCCUAGUUCUACGAUACUUCGACCCGAAGUGGAUCAACUGGUUUCUGGGGUGGUAUUUCACAUUGUUGGGCUUUGGCUCGGUUUGGAAGUCAUCAUCGUCGCUGGUCAAGACUGUUCUCGGAACGCGCAGAUGGCAUAAUCUGACUCAAUACACCCUCAGUUUGACGGGUGGGAAAGACGAGAUGUUCAAGCUCCAAGCCCGCCUUCCUACGAUCUUGCUCUCCGUCCCUUCUGCACUCAUUUGCUUUUACUACGGCAUGAGCGAAGACAAACCCUGGGUAUUGACUAACGUCAUCUCGCUCUCCCUGGGCUGCAAUGCGAUCGCUGUUCUGAAGCUGGACAACUUCUGCACUGCCGCAAUCCUGCUGGGAGGAUUGUUCAUCUACGACAUAUGGUGGGUGUUCGGAACGAAUGUGAUGGUGACAGUGGCCAAGGGACUAGACGUGCCGAUCAAAGUACUCUGGCCCAAGACAGACUUGUCCGACCCGUCUCCUCAACUCGCUCUGCUGGGCUUAGGCGACAUCGUCGUUCCCGGGCUCUUCAUCGCCCUCUCACUCAGAUACGACCUAUCCCUCGCAGCAAACGCCCCGCUGCCGCCGUAUAACCCAUUCUCUAAAUUCCGCAAGUCGUAUUUCUGGGCAACUUUGAUCGCCUACUUCGCGGGGCUGUCCGUCACGAUCGGGGUUAUGGAGAUAUUCCAGGCCGCGCAGCCGGCGUUGCUUUACCUCUGCCCUGCAUGCAUAUCCGCGUGGCUGUUGACAGCUCUGUCCCGCGGGGAAGUCGCCGCAGCGUGGGCAUGGCGCGAAGAGACAGAGGAGAAGCCUGAUUCUGGUAGUCCGGCUUCUAGCGGUGCGGCGUCGACCUCGGCGUUGAUAGCUAAAUCAGAUUGAGAGAUGAACUAUAAAUGUAUCGUAUAUGCUAUAAAUUAAUGUAAACUGAAUCUCAA